ACGGAAUGUCUCCAGAGGACAUUCCAGAGACACAGGAUGCAAAGAACAAUACCCUAGACACCACCAUCAACUGGAAAGCACUCCGAGAACGUAGCCUUCGCCCCGGUGGAUUCGGAGAAGAAAGAGCACAACUCUGGGCGAAGCUCUUGCACGCCAACGCCAUCUCCGCUCCCUCACAGCACAGCUCCAGCGAACCACGGGCCUCCGAACAUGAUCGGGACGCAAGCACGGAUGAAACAUCCGCUGUCGCCACGCCUGACCCGCAACCCCACCCGGAUGAGCACCAGAUUGGGCUUGACACCAACCGCAGCUUCGUACUUUACCCAGUAGUUCAGGUCGGUGCUGAUCGGGAGAAGCUUCAGUCACAAUUACACGAUCUGCUCGUAACCUUCUUUCGUAAACGGAGAAAGCUACAUUACUUUCAAGGAUACCACGACAUAGUUACUGUUUUGUUUCUGACACUACCCGAAGAGCUGCAGCUCCCAUGCGUAGAACAGCUCAGCUUGCAUAGAGUUCGCGAUUCCAUGGGUCUUACACUAGAGCCCGUACUCGGCCUCCUGAGGAUAUUAUUGAACCUUCUCCGCCUCGUCGAUGGACCUUACGCUUCCGUCCUCGAAAGCACAUCCCCCCUCCCGUUCUUCGCCCUCUCCAACCUCCUCACCCUCUUCUCCCACGACAUGCCAACUCUGCCUCUGAUCCAGCACGUCUUCGACUACCUCCUGUGUCGCCCCCCGAUCACGGUCGUCUAUCUCGCCGCAGCAAUUAUUCUAGCGCGCAAAGAAGAAGUGGAGCGGCUCGUGGAAGAAGACGAGGAAGGCCUCAUCCAUUCCCUGCUGAGCGGCUUGCCUCCGCUCAGCGACGACGACGGCAGGGCUUCCGAGAAGCCCGGUGCUGCAACCGGACCAGCAGCUGAUGUUGCGACCUCUGAACAGAUAGGAGGCGGGGCAGUGGACAAGCACAACGUGGCCGUCUCCAUCGACGGAACGACGCCGUCCGAUCUGAAUGUACUGCCCGGCGACACAAUUAGCGAACCAGAUGGGGAGACGCUCGUUGCCCACUCUGGGGAAACCGACAGCUCCGCCAGCACCGACGAUCCAGACGCUGAUCACGAUGGCGCCAUGGAUGAUGAGACGCCGACAGACGUUGCCCCAUCUGGAUCCGAAUCAGACGCAAACGAAGCUCAGGGUUCUCCCUCAAAGAAGAAAGACGCGUAUCCCGUCACCUCGCCGUCGAUCGCGACCGAACAGAUUGCGAUGGAGAAUGAGAACGGGGACGGGGAGCAACCUCCGGUGCCCAACGGUGCACCCAAUUCUGUACCAUCAGCCACUUCUGCUUCUGAUUCUGAAGAACCCACCCCAAGCACCGGCGAUUGUCCAAGUCCACGUCUUGACACGGACAACGUCGACCUCCCCAACGGCGCUUCCACUGCCCCAGCCUCAGACGCCGACUCAGCCUCCUCGUGCUCCUCCGACUCCCCACUUCCCCGUUCCCACUCCUCCCCCACGCCAACCCCUCUCCCCUCCCUCCUCGCCCGCGCCUCCGAGCUCUACGCGCUCUACCCACCCUCGCACCCCGCACUCAGCGUCCCCUCCAUCCUCGGACCCAAAAGCGCAAUGCACACAUGGCACGAAGACCCCUCGCUCCUCCCCUCCUCCGCCGCCGCCGAAGAUAUGGUCAGCCACCCGGAGGAGAUCGUGUACCCGUUCCCGGAGCCGUCCAAGGGCGGCGAGGACGACAGCGACCUCGACAGCUCGUUCGAGGACGCACGCCGGGCGCCACGGCGGCCCGCGAGGCCCGCCCGGCAGACGCGCAGGGGCGCCGGGGGGAGGAAGGGAGUGACGCGGACGCUCGCGGGCCGCAUCGUUGCGCGGCGCACGGUGCUCGCGGGCGCAGUCCUCGUCCUGGGCAUUGCGAUGGCGUACUACGGCGCGCGCACCCAAAGCGGCACCGGCUCUGCAUUCGGGGGAUCCCGUGCGCUAGGCGCGUUGGCGUGGUGGGGCGGGCUGAUGGAGUAUAUCAGCCAGCGGUAGACUGGUUGUAGACGCCCCAUAGGACGAGUUGUAGGCUGCCCCCGUGCGGUCGUGAUUCUCUAUCUAUUGCGAUGUUGAUGGAGCGUUCGCGGAUCUUGCCUGCUGCUGCUGCUGCUGCCGCGAAGUUUAAAUUUGCUUGAUUUUGGCUGGGGUCUUGGAUGUCGACCGUCGACCGUUUGUAAGGCUGCCGUAUGGCGCUGCCGUUCUCUGCGCAAGCCCAUUGGCACAGUUGGUUUUGUCGGUUUACGUGGAAUGAUUGCGGGGCGCUGCUGAUCUUCAUGGAAUUGCUGUCGGCGCAGCCCGGGUGCAGCGGAUCACGAACUCAGUUCACC
Molecule: messenger RNA, 2362 nt
Organism: Coniophora puteana RWD-64-598 SS2
Lineage: Eukaryota; Fungi; Basidiomycota; Agaricomycetes; Boletales; Coniophoraceae
Exons: 7
Coding region: 6-2030 (674 amino acids)
Biological process (GO): positive regulation of GTPase activity; endoplasmic reticulum to Golgi vesicle-mediated transport
Cellular component (GO): endoplasmic reticulum membrane
Molecular function (GO): GTPase activator activity
Source: RefSeq, a predicted model, not a curated record